AUGUCUUCUUGUCACAAAGACGUUGUUAAUGGUAGCCAUGUUAAGAAGGAAGAAUUGCCACUAUCAGUUUACGGAUCAAACGCAGCUCAUAAUACAACAAAUGCUCUUCGAUGGAUUGUUGAUCGUAUGACAUUAUCUUCAAAUUCAUCAAAGAAAAUGAUUCAUCUUUCCAGUGGUCAGUGUGAUCCAACACGUUAUGGUAAUCUCCUGCCACCACCUGAUGCCAUCAAUGCAAUAGCUGAAACACUGAAGCAUCCAUCAACACAUAGUUAUACUCCCACAUUUGGAACAGUAGCAGCUAGAACUGCCGUAGCUGAAUAUUUAACAAAAGAUGGUUCACCGUGCAAAAUGGAACCUGAUAAACAGUGGGAAGUUGAUUUAAAGCAUUUUGAAUCUGUAAUUGAUAAACGUACACGAGCUGUAAUGAUUAAUAAUCCAUCAAACCCGUGUGCUUCAGUUUACACACGGCAACAUCUGAAAGAUAUUAUUUCUCUAUGUGAAAAGUAUCGUUUGCCAAUUAUAGCUGAUGAAAUCUAUGCACAAAUGGUAUUUCCCGGUAAUGAUUUUCAUUAUAUGUCAGCACUCUCUGAAAAUGUACCGAUUAUACAUUGUGGAGGUAUCUCAAAAUUAUAUUGUUGUCCAGGAUGGCGAUUAGGUUGGAUCGUUAUACAUGAUCGUCACAAUGCAUUUCAAAAAUAUAUUCGCCCUGGACUACUUUCAAUUAGCAGCCGUAUCAUGGGACCAAGCUCAAUUCCGCAAGCUGCAUUACCAUCUAUAUUAUCUCUGAAGCAUAAAGCCUAUUUAGACGAUAUGAUUGAUCUUGUUAAACAAAAUGCUGAUCUAGUCUACGAUAUGCUAGGUUCUAUUCCUGGAUUAACACCAGUUAUGCCGCAAGGAGCUGUUUACAUGAUGAUUCAGUUGGAUUUUGAUGCAUUUAAUGAUAUUGGUAAUGAGACAGAUUUCUUUCAAAAGUUACUCGAUGAGCAAUCUGUCACGUGUUUACCAGGAACGGUCUUUAAUGCACCGAAUUAUAUUCGGAUUGUAACUACAGUACCAACCGAAAUGUUAGAAGAUGCAUGUCAUCGAGUUAUUGAAUUUUGUAAUAAACAUAAAAAAAUUUAA
Molecule: messenger RNA, 1122 nt
Organism: Didymodactylos carnosus
Lineage: Eukaryota; Metazoa; Rotifera; Eurotatoria; Philodinida; Philodinidae
Source: the annotation of a GenBank genome assembly